GUGAAAGCAAAACAUUGCAUCAUGCUGGGACUGUACCCAGCUGCUGGAUUCAUGGAGAUGUGCAGUGCCUCUUCCUAAUUAUGGUGUGUCCCGGGUCAAUUAUAUUUAAACACAGAGUCCAACCAUGUCAUUAAACUUUUUUGGCUAAUGACAAGUCAGAAAUCCAGCGAAGCAUCAUCCCAGAAUGCUCUCUGCUCUGGGGAGUUGCUGAGUGUGUUCCAGUAAAGCUGGCAGUGUGAGAUUCUCUUGUGCAAUCUGUCUGCCAGGAAUAUCCCCUUAGUUCAGCACUUUGGGAGCUGAUGCCUCGUUGCUGGUGUGUGUUCCUGGCCGUGGAGGGCUCGCCUUACUGAGCACACCGGUGGAGUGGUUUGCUGAAUGUUGACAAAUGUCUCGGCACUAGUCUGUUCCAUGUUUAUCCAGCUCUUUCUUUGGGUUUUCCCUUCGUAUAACCAGUGUUUGAGUUACACGGCUUCUGGCAGCUGCCUCAGGAAUGAGAGGUGAACACAUCUUUCUAGAGACUGGCGAUGGGCUGGGUCAGGCAGAGUGCACUUUGUUGGCUUCUUGUUCCUUGAUAGUUUCAAGCAGUUUAAAGGUUACAUGAAGUGGCUUUCUCCACCUGCUAUUCAGUGGAAGGAUGGGAAUCCUUCCCCAUCCCCAUCAGGAAUUACAAUUCUGACUUGAUUCUCUGCAAGGAACAGACUGUACCAGGCAGGCAAGAAAUGUCAGUGCUGUUUUCCAUUCUCUACUGGCUGGAUUGCAAGCCAUUUGUGCCCAGACAUUCUGGAGGUGUUCUGCCAUGAUGUGACUCUGCUUCCCUUUUUGCUAAGGGAGAUCCAUAGGAAACUGCUUUUCCUAUGGACACUUGAGGGGGGGGAAGAAGGAAUUGGAAGCUAAAGAGGGGAUAUUGUGGAAUUGAGCAAGCCAAGGUGCUCGAUGACCCUGGUAUAGCAAGCUUGGAUUUGUCUGGACACUUCGCCUCAACUGGCUGCUGCAGCAAUUGGAGAGCAGAAAUUGCAUCUUCUGUCUGUGUUGUUGGAUUUGGAAAGGGUUUUUCCACAGCUUUUGUUAUGUUUAAGGGUGGUUGUUGUUCCCGGAUUAGACUUGAAUAGAAAACAUAAGGCUGCUGCCAGCUUUCUGUCACAGGCACCUUUUAUCUUGCAUUCAUCUCUUCCAAGCAGAUGCUGCUUUCAUUUCUCCUACUUUUUUGCUACAAGACUGAUUAACAGCCCUUUGAUGCAGGGGAAGAAACUGUAUUUCAAAGCAAAGUACCUCCUUAACUUUGAUAAUAAAACUGUUGUUUUUAUCUAGAAGGCAAUCCUCUGUUCCUUUGAAACAAACCUGAGGGUUGGGAGCUCCUGAACCUCCAAGUGAAUGUGCAGAUCAUUAGCUGGCAGCUCAGUGACUGUGCUGUUUGGGUGGGAGGUGUAGGUGAAGCUGAGCUGCUCGUGGUGAGGAUGUACCUGGGGAAGAGGGUGACAGACACUGGUGCACAGCAUUUCUGCAGAUGUUUCCCUCCCAGCUGGUUACGAGCUGCAGUGUGUGGCUGAUGGUGUCAAAAGAGCCAAGCACACAGCUCAAGGUGGGGCUCAGCAGGAGGAAGGAGCUGAGGGGAACAGGAGUCUGCAGACACUGCUUUGUGGUGGUGAAGCAAUCUGUAUCCUCUAGCCAGGCAGAACUGUUUUUCCCAAUCCACCCUGCCCUCCCAAGCCUUCCUGCCUUCAAAGACUUGUGCUGAGCGUGAGGUUCGUGUCAGCAUCCAGCUUUUGGCUUUCAUCUUUUCCACUUUAAAAGAUAAGCCCUGUUCCUGUAAGGUGUAAUAAUUCCAAAAGGGUGGUGGGAGGAUUGUUUCCAAGGGGGAUGUUGAAGCCUGCCUGUCCUCAUGGGGAGGACAACUGGUGGAUAAGACUGAGCCACAGCAUUGCUCAUGUGGCAGGUGACUUUGAGGAAUGAAACAUUCCUAAACUUGGGCUUGGCUGGUGGUCAGGGCAUGGAAGAGAUGUUGUUGUCAUCAUUUGGCACAUUACAAGAACUAUCUUAAUGCAGCAGAGGAAUGUUUGAUGUGCAGAUCACGGGUCCAAGAUCUCAUUUGAGAGUAGGGGCUAAGGGAAAUACCUACUGAAACUACCAGACUUCCUGAGGGAGACCAUGGAAGGCUGCUUUGCACACACGCAGGUGCUGGAGGCACUGAAGAGUCUGACAGGCUUGCAGGUUAGGAAACCUCAACUUGAUUUCAAGAACCUGUCACAAUUGUGUGAUGAGCUCCUGCUUUGGAUGCAUGUACAGGGGUGUUGACUUUUGAAAACAUCCUUUUAAGUGAACAGAAUGGUUUCCUAAACAGUGUAAAAAAAAAAAAAAAUCACUUCCUCAGUGACUCAGCUGUCUCCUCUUGUGAGGUUUUUGUCCUCUGUGGUGACACCCUCAGUCUCCACAGACCUCAGGACAGGAAAGACCUGAAUCUGUAGCUUAAGCUGUGAAACAUCUACUGGGUCUUCAUACACAGGGAUGUAACUUCGGUCCUGUUUUUUCAACACUUAAGAAGCCCAGGAUGAAGAGAUCUGGGUCAAUAUUGUGGAGGAGUGUUGAGUUUUUCCAUGUGGCAAGGUAAGACAAAAGGGCACGUGAACUGGAUCUGUUUGUGUUGCUUAGAGUAAAUCACUGUGCAGGAUGAAGGCACUAACAGCUGAUACAAAGGCACUGAACUGCAUUCCCUUGUCUAGGAUUUAUUUGACCUGAGCAUUAACACAAAACUCAACCCGAAACUGGCAGAUUAAGAAACUGGAAUGACUUGAACAGGGAAGAAGAUGUGUAAACCGUAAGUAUAAGGAGGAGUCUUGUCACCACGGAGCUUGCCAAGCUUUGGAACAGGUUGCCCGGAGGUUGUACAGUCUGUUUUUGAAGGUUGGCAAGAGUAAACUGGUGAGCUAGAAAACAAAAUUUGCUUCUGUUGUUCUUCCCAAGCCAUCCUGCCCAAGGCCUUAGCAGCCAUGUCCACCUAAUGUCCACCUUCCCGACUCACUACUUGAUGUUCAGUAAGACAAGGUAUAAAACUACAGUUACUGCACUGCAGUGCUUCUGGGCUUGGCACUUAGUUUGUCUGUAGGAUGUCAGCCCCUCUUUAAAGAGAGACAUGACUAUUGUGAUAGGUGUCAGGAGCACAAUGAGCUUUAUCUCUUGACCUGGUGGUGAAAGGGUGGAGGGAAAUGUACUGUACAGGCUGAGGCAGCUGCUGGUGACCAGGGGCUGCACACCCAGUGUUUGAGCUGGUACAAGGAUAGAGCUUGAGGGGAAAGUUGUGCUUGUUACACUGCAUCCUUCCCUGCCUUUUUUUCUGCUUUAAACUCUGCGUGGAUUGGGUUGUGCUAUAGCACUGGUUUUGUGUAGGAAAACAGUAGCUAUGCAGAGUUCUUUAGCUGCAUUCAGCCCCAGGGUUAUGGAAUGAAUCUUCUUAAGUCUCGUGAUUGGAUUGUCGUAGUGUCUGAUCAGGUGGAAAAGACUCAGUCAGGAAGCUCAUUAGCUCCUGCCUGAGGGACUUGCUUGUUUCCUCCCUGAAAAAUAGCAGCAGGCAUGCCUGGCUGGAUGGGAAACUCUCUGCAUCCAUCCUCCUGUCUGUGGUGGGAUUGCUGGGACAGGAGAGGUCAACACAGUGACUAAACACAGACUGUAAGAGGGAGGAUGAAAGGGAUGUACUUGGCUGGAGCGCGAUUGUUGAAUGUGAGGAGGAGGAUGCCAGCUGAGUUGCUGGGGAUGCAAGUGUAAAUAAACUGUAAAACUGGAGGAGAAAGAAAAUGUAACUUUUGCUUCCUUAAAUGUCAGGGACAAGGCAGGUUUCUGUGAGGAGGAACUGAACAGUGUUCUGCUGGGGGUUGGAGUUUCCUCCUUGGGAGCAGGCAGUUUGUGGGCAUCCUCCGUGGGCCUGUUGUUCACCUUGCCCUUUUGCUCUCCCUGUGAUGCAAGGAUGAGAAGUGUGCAGCACUCUGAUCUUCUGCUCUACAAAGUGUCUUCUCCUGCCCUCUGUGGUAGGCUGGUGGUGGUGUUGCUGCCCAUCUCCACGGGGGAAAUGCAGACCCAGGGCAGUGGUGUGCUGAAGCUUGCCAAGCUGAGUGGCAGUGAAGCAGGGAGGGAGCACAACUUCACUUCUGCACCACGAGGCCCGGAUUUUGGUGAAUGUGCUGCCCUGUCCUCUGAGUCAGAACAGCAUCCAGUCUGUGGUCCUGUAAUGCUCUGCUUGGAGGGAGCAGAGACACUAUUGCAGUCGGGCCAGGAAUUAUCUGUUUCUAGUACACGGCCCAGAUUUCAAUUACCCUUUUUCCGUAGUGAUGAGCAGCACCAGACACUUGCACAACUUCCCCUCUGGCAGAGAUGUAUUUGAUGUAGAUACAUGUGCUGAAGCUUCAGACACAAUAAACGUAUUUGAGGGUAACAGGCUGAGUAAUCUGGUGCUUGGCAGCUGCUCUGUUGUGGGGAUUUUUGCUUUACUGUUAGUAGUGCUUGUGACAUCUUUAAAUGAAAAGAGGAAGGAGACAGGAGCUGAGCAACCUUAAUAUUAAAAUAGCUCCAACUACAAGUGGUUUUCCUGACAGAAGGAAUCCUGCUGAAUUCAGUCUGUCUCCUGACAGAGUAUUCUGUAUUGCUCUGAGGAACAGGGAUUGAAAUCCUCACAAUCUGCUGCGUGCUUUAUAUUUUCAAGGCAUCUAUUUGCAGGUCUAUAAUACCCACAUCAGUGAUUUGAAUACAGUAAGGGCUCAGUUUAUGUUCUCAUGCAGGUAUUAGUACUUGGUGUGUACUAGGUGACUUCAUUCAGCUCUUGCUGGGCUCUCUGUGUUCAUGGAGGUGUUGUGUUUGCCUCAUUCUGCCCACUGAAAGGAGCAGAACAGCUAUCCUAGAAAAAAAACUAGGACUACUAAACUAGCACUUCCAGCAGUUGGGAUGCCAUGGUUUUACUCUUCAGCCUCUGACAAACCCAACCAUGUUGCUUCCCCCAUUUCUUCAAACACAAAGCCUAUGAGAAAGGCCUUCUGCAGAUUUGCUUCUAGGCACAGGACAGCUGAAAUGGAGGCUGACCUGCCACGAGGUGGGAGAAAACAGCACAGGAGGCAGCUGGAAAGUCUCUUUGUUCUGCCCUGCUGUCACCUAGGAAGGAGACAGAAGGGGAGUUUUGGUAGGUGACUGCUGAGAACAUGGAUUUCUUUUAAUGCAGCUGCUGCCAGUGUGAAACCACAGUGAUUCAUGAACUGUUUUUAGGGGAAAGCAGUGCUUUGUUACCAAAACCUUUGUCCUGAUGGCUUGUGGUGUUGGCUGAUCUCACAGUUGUAGCCAAAAAAGUGCUUUUGAUACCAGAGUGGAAACUCUGGGCAGAGGCAGAAACAUCAAGCUUCAUUCCUUCCACCCACUGCUCCCCCUCCCAUCUCCUGAUUAUCAGACAAAACUAAUGAAUCCAGAGAUGAGGGGUGGACAGUGGGCAGUGUAGGCUGCAAAUUAAUAAGUAGGGAAAUAAUGAAAAGCAGGGAGUUCUUGUGCAAGAGGGUGGCUUGUUAUGGAUUAUGUGGAGUUCUUUAAUGCAAAUAGUUCUGAACAUAAACACUUACUAUUUAAAAUUUAUGGUGGCUUAAUUGCAGAGGAAAUGCCUUUCUAAAUGCAGCCUAUCAAAUGGCUCCAGUGCUGGAGGGAAGAAGGGAAAAACCUUAGGCAAGCAUGGCAACUUGGCCAGGUCUUUUGAGUGCUGCUUGGUUAUUAGACUGGGGGGGUUCUUAUUUGUAAUGUGCCAAGCAGAGAUUUCAGCCUUAUGGGGUUGUGAGGCUUCCUCUGGAAGCAAUGCUUGUUUACAUGCAAAGUCUUGAUAAAAUAUGGAAAAAUCAGGUGAAGGUAGUUGGACAGGUACAAAGGUGUAAGAAAGGUGAGCCUCUGGACACGUGGAAAAAAGGUUGCACGUGACCUUCCUCUUUGCUACUUAAGUGACUUAUUUCCUGUGGCACUCAGUCUGCAGGCAGAUCAUAGAGGCAUCUCUUGAGUGCAUGUAGCAAAAUAGGAACUGUGAAAAAGCUGUGCCUUUUGCAGGUGACCUUUGCAGUUGGUGUAUCUGUGCUGGCCUAGCUUUUUUUUCCUCCUUGGAAUAAGCUCCCCCAAGACACCAGGGCUCUUUCUUCUGAUGGCAAAGACUGCACUGAAGCAACCUGGGAGCAGCCUUUCAUAGUUGUAUCAAAUAGUCUUCAUUUCAGUACAAAACAAGCUGCAUUCCCAAAAAAUGGGUUCUUGACAGAAGCAAUGAAGAAAAGCAUCACCUGUCUGAUGGAUCUAGCAUGGAAAUGGUACCAGGAGCUAAAAAAAAAUGCCUCUGCCAAAUGUGACCAGUGAGAGGAGAACCUGGUCUGAGGGAAGUACAUCUUACCUGGUCUGGAAGAUGUUUGAUCUGGUGCUGCUGUGUUCCCUAAAUGGGUGUGUGCUGCAGCCUGCAGAGAACCUGCCACGCUGGUGGAACAUGUAGCUGGAGUGUUAGAGCCUCAAAGCUGCCCAAACCAGUGCCUCAGCUGUAAACAGCUUGUCCUCCAGAAUGGCUGUGCUGUGAUGGUGUGCUCAGCUCUUUGAGUGGGGAUAGGGCUCUACAUAAGGGCACAGGAAUGGCAACAACUUACUAGUUUUUCUCCAGGCUCUGCAGUGGCUGCAUUGCUGUGUGCCCCUGCUGUCACAUCUCCCUGUACCUUCCCCCAGGAAGGGAACAGUGUGGAUCUUUGUCUUCCUGUAACACCACGUACAGGUGUUGUCUCAGCUCAGACCUAACUGCCAAACCACAGCUGUUCUGCUCUUUCCUCCAAAAGAAUCUAUCUGGGGUUCAGAUCUGUGGCACAAAGCUGAACCUGACACAUCUGAUGAGCAGCAGCAGCAGCAGCGUGUCCCCACUGUAACCUGUCCACAGCUUUGGCACUGGAAACAAGGGAUGUCUGCAAUUCAUUGUAUGGCUGAUAACUUGGGAGCCCAAGUCAGUGGUUACCCUGUGAGGUGACUUGACUGACACCAGAGUAUGUGACAAUCAGCCUUGUGGCACCAAGUGUGAUUUGGAUGCUGAAUUCUACCUGGAACCCAAGUUCAUCAAGUCAACCUUCUAGGUAACAGCUGCCUGUAAACACUUGCUGGAAUACAGAGUUUAAAGUUGCUUCUGGAAAACAGCACUUCACCAGUUGGCUACAAGCAGAUAUUCUAGACCAGCAGGAAGUUGGAGAGGAGCAAAGGGGAGAGGUGUAGGGAAGGUCAGUGCUGCAGCUGCAGAUGUGGGACAUGGGAAGGGACUCUGGCUAAACUUCUCAGUGCUUCGCUGAGAUGCAGAGCUGUCAGUUCAAUGUGGGAUGAUGAACUCAGGGCCCUAUCCUGCCCGAUGGAGGAAAAGCUUUAGUUGCUGGAUUUGUGGCCAGUUCAUCAGCUCCUACUCGCUGUGAGUACUUUACCAUGGCUUCUCUCAGGCCAUGGCCAAUUUAGCAGCCCUUCUUGUGCUGUGUAAUGCUGCUGCUCACUCUGCAGUGCAGGUGUUUGUGUGCCUGCAUGGAAGGGUUCUGCAGUGUUAAGAAUGUGUGUUCAGGGUAAAUUUCUGUUGUACAACUGCAGCAAAUUGCUUAAUUCCUUUUAACAUCUGUGUGUGUUCCACUACCAGUAAAUGAACCGUUUCUGGCCAGUCUUAUUGUCUUGACUUGCUUUGUAAAGGCCACAGACCAUGAGUAAGUGUGGAAAGGAAGUGGACACACCAGACAGGAUAAGAAGCAACUGUGCUGUUGGUAAUGCAGAGGUCUGGACUCAGCAGUAGUAAUUGUUUAACCUGCAUAGCUUCCUAGUGCUGCUGUCCUCAGAAUACCCAGGACAAAGCGUCCCCAAGGUAGUUUUGGAAAAGGUACAAAAGAACUGCUUUAGAGUACUGGUCUAAGUGGGUUGACCAUGGGGAGCUGAACUAACAGUGCUUCGUGCCAAGAACUUAAUGGCUGCAGGCAAAAGGCUGCAAUCUGCCUCUGAGAAGCUAUUUUAAAGAGUCUUGAUUUGUGCCUGGUCUCUAGCAUGCAGCUGACAUUCAUAAGCUGCCUUACACAGAGCUAUAAGGAGCCUAAUGACCUUUACACAUCCCCUGAGCUUCCUCUGUGAGGAAAACCAGCCUGAGUUGGCUUUUUUCAUUGGAGGGAGUACCUUAGUUUCUCUGAACCAAAAUUGCCAUUUAUAAUUAUCCUUCAAUAGGAGAGAAGAUCUCAGGCAGGAACUCGUGGAACUCCUCUGAGUUGCUUCCAUCAUUACAAGUACUUUGAAAAGUAACCUCUCCUGUUGUUUAGUGGUAUUUUCUGCUAGAUUAUGCAGCACUGCAGUUAGCAGGAACUGCCUGGGUAGGUGGACAGGUGGAAAUUUGCUUAAGUUGGUUUUUAGUAAGUGGCUUAGUUGAGGAUGGGUCAUGGUUGUUACUUCAGGUUUUAGUUUACUCAGAUGUGCUCCUCUGAGUAACUUCAGUGCUUUGUUUUGGAGAACCAGACACUAGAGAAAUGGUGUAAAAGGGCACAUUGCUUUCGUCACACUGCCUUCAGCACAGCAAAAAUAGCUAGAGAACUUCAGCAGAAACUGUCUGAAUCAUCCCAAGGAGAGGAAGGAUGGAGAGCUGGGUUCACACAGACAAGCUGAUUCUUAGUGGUUACAAGUCCUAGCAGUGCUCUAUGAUGACAUGCUCUUGGCUUCCUUGGGCAGAAGCCUUUUCUAGUGUGUCUGGGGGUGGGCAUGCUUGUACUGGCUGCCUCAUGUAUGGGAGAGCAGAGCCCUUGGUGCCUGCUCAGUGGGUGAGUGAGGCUGUUUGCUCAGCAAGGUGGUUGCUAACUUUGUAGUCCAGGCAAGUCAAGCGUUGCCAAAUCAAAGAGACUUGUUCUCCCCAUCCGUGGCGUAUCUUGAGCACAGUAACUUGUCGGGCCUCUUACUCUGCUGCACCUUUGUGCUGUUUGCUGGGACAUGGGCCACCUUUCUUCACUCUUGCUUGCCCAACCUGCUGUGAGCUCAGUGACUGCAGUUUCACUUUUCUGUGGAGGCCGCACAGCCCUGCCAACACCUCAACCUGCUGAGCCCGACUGCUCCUGCUCCUCAGGAGGUGUGGCUGAGGAAGUUGCCCCUGUGGCAACCUUCUCCACGUGGGGCAGGGCAGCAGUGAGGCUGCCAAAGCCAGUGCUAUGCAACGAGGGCCGCCUGCCCAGUCCUGAUCUCAGCAAACUUGCAACACUCAGACGCGCUCUAAUCAUGUUGUUGGUGCAGUUGUUCCUGUCAUCUGUCCUGCAGCUGCUUGGGCUCUGCUAACACAGCACGGGAAAACUUCUUCAACAGCAUAGGUGAGCUUUUUUCCCCCAAGGUUUAAUCAGUGUUUAAUGGGGUGAGAAGGGUGUUAGAGGCUGGUGAAGUGAUUGCAUCAGUGCUGGACGGGGUGUCACAGCCUUCCUGGGACCAGGUUCUGCCCUGGGCAGAAAUACACAGUGCAAGAAGGCUGCUGUGUUUCUGAUGCCAAAAAUUAACAGCAAGCAGGGAAAAUCAAGUGUCCUGGUUGUUUGGGGGUAAAGUUUGAAUGCUGUUAGAGGCAUGUGAGUCUUCAUCCCUCUUCACGCUGGUUAAGAUGUGUUGUAGCAUUGCUGAUCCAUCUUGGCUUUUAACUUGGGGAUGCAGAAGGUCUGCACAGUCAAGGGGUCUGUUCUCAGCCCCACCAAGGGAGGAAGGGGAUAUAACUUUCUUUCUAAGGAAGGGUCUUUGUGGGCAGUUGCUGACAUACUAGUUGUGCACAUAUCUACCUUCUAGCAGGUUAGUCAGCAAACCAGGAGCAGUGUGGCUCCUUUGUCUGUUGGCUUGCAGGAUGAACAUUCAGCCCAAGAAAAUGAACCAGGUUUACUUCAUGCUUUUCUAGUAAAAUCAUGGGAACAUGAGCAAAACUGCAGUGGUAUUUUUGGUCUCAUUUGUUAGUACUGUCUGGGAUCCUUUAGUUCAACUUCUAAAGCUGUAAGCAAGUAAAUCACUAUGGCUAGAAUAUCUCUUCUUUCCUUCUUCUGAGGUGUGUUCCAGGCUGGAAAUCUUUAGGGUAGGGCUCUGAUUCAUUGUCUGUAGAGCACCCAGAGCCUGUUGGGUGUUAAAAGGUUUGGCCUUUUAUCUAUAGAAGUACACUUGAUAUCAUGUGGAGGAAAUGAAGCCACAGUAAACUGACUUGAAUAAAUAGACUUAAAGUAAGACUGGAUCAGGAAUCAAGGAGUUUAAGAUCCUUCAAGUGUUCUUGUUAUUGAUGCUCCAGACAGGUGUCCUGUAGGUGUUGCAGAGCAAAGAAGGACCCACGAGGAGCCUUGGGUUUUCUGAGCUGAAAACACCAACUCUGCUCUGUCAUAUACAAGAUUUUCCUCGAAGACUUGUGUUCUCCCUGUCUAACAGCAGGGACUUGCAUUGAGAUGUCUGUCUCCUGCCUUGAUCUGUUUUCAGCAAGCAGUUGUUUUGAAAUCUGGCAUAUCUUUCUUGUAUGGCAAACUGCCUGCUUGCUCUGAACACUGAAAUCGAGGGGAGGUCUAAUUCUCACUGGAAUAGCAGUGAAUGCUUUUCUCUGAGACACUCUUAUAAUUUCAUUCCAAAGCUUUUAAGCCCAGAAGGUUAACAAUAGAACUGAAAAAAAGCAUGGGGAGCAGAACUGAGCAUCAUGGGGAUGAGCUUGUGUUUGUGAAGCAGAGCAGAGUUGCAGCAAGCCUGAGCUGUUGAUAAGAGAGAUAAAAGCACUUUCAGUGUUUAGAUUUGUACUUAAACCUGUAGCAGUUCAAAGGUUUUGAAGCAGCCCAUUCCCUAGCAUAUCUUCUCAUUUAUGGCUGGCUGUGUCUCACAUCAAGCUGCCCAGGGCAUUAAUCCAUUAAUUUAAGAGGAUAAGAUCUUCUGUAUCUCUCCUGCUGCAGGAAAGUGCCUGUAUUGUCUUGUGCGUGAAGAGGCUUUUCCUUUUAAAAAAUGGGGGUGUAACUGUGCUUCCUGACUGCAGGGCAAGGUGCCACUCUGCAGUUCUAGACCAGGCUAGUGCCAGGAACAGCAGCGGAGCCAGCUGUGAGCCAGAGUUAUUGCCUUGCCCUAAUAAGGAGCCAUGUUGUGCUUAAAUCUUGGCAUAUGGUGCUCAGUGUCUGACCUGCUCUCACUCUAAUCAACCCCUUUGUUCCAAACCUUUUCCUUUCUUCCUCCUUUCCCUUUAUUCUGGCCAUUGUCUUUCAUCUGGUGUUAACAGUCUGCCUGGGAAAGAGUCGUAACUAAUGGAAGUGAUGAGUGGUGCUUGUGUGCAGAAAAGCUGCUUCCUCUGCAGAGCCAGGCAGGCAGUGAAGGGUGUCCUGUCCCCUGUGCUUCACAAGUCCCUGUUGUCUUUCACUGGGGUGAUUCCCUUUCUGGUGCAGCAGCCUCGAGAGAAAUAUGAUGAAGCUUAUGUUGGCAAAAGGCAAAAAGUCAUAAUGAACGAGGCAUUGUCUUGCUAAUGAAGAGCACAAUUGUGUUAUCUUCUCUUGAGUAUUUUGUGCUUCAAAGAGGUCUGCACCAGUGCUCCUGCAGUCUGGCAGUCUGCUUUGUUUUGGUUCUUGCUUCCUAUGCUGUGUUCUCACAUGUACUGCACAGGAAGUCUCUGCCUCUCCUCCUUCUGCCAAUGUUUUGUUCCUUUAUCCUAAUCAAAAUGCCAACAGCUGAAUUUGCCUAUGGACUUCCAUGUGUACUUUAGCCAGUCCCUUGUUGACAGCCUUUGCCCUUAUGCCACAGGCCUGGGGAAUGCCGGGUGGUUCACCCGGUGCUCUCUGUAGAACACCACAUGUUCUGUGUGGAACACCACACGUUCAGCAGCCUGAUGGGUUUGAUCCCAGCCUGAGCAAAUCACUUACACUGGAACGAUUGCUUUGGGUCAGCACUGAUGUGCCUUUCCCAGGGAAGCUCAGCUGAUGUCUGGUUUGGCUUGUUCUUGGCAUCCCUUGCUUUGAGCUUUUGCUGUUCCUUGGGCUUCCAGAGAGCAAGGCAGCCUGUGCCCUCUGGGGCUGGAAGUGCCUGUGAGUCAUGGAAACACAUGGGCCCAAGCACGAGCUGUGGGGCACAGCAACUAAAUCAUGUGGCAUCCAGGGACUGCCAUCCCUCCGCUGAUUUUGCUGUUUCUUGCUUAUCUUCAGCUGCUGACCAGCUGGCUCACACAGUUCAGGAUUUGUUUUGAUGUUGGGGAUGGUAUUUAUUUAAGUUGCAGGAUGUCUUGGUUAUCUUAGCAGCUGAUAACAUGAUUGGACCCUGUUUAAAUGGCAUCUUCUCUCUGUCAGUGCCAAACAUCUGAGGUUCCUGAACAGUUUGAAAUAGCUGUGCUUCAACCUGUGCUUUGGAGUGUGACUUUUAAAGAACCUCAGGCCUUUUCCUCUCCCAUCCUUGACAAAAAGGAGGGAAGGGAAAGUCUUGUCUCUUUUUACUUAGAAAUUAUGAGAUUUAGCUCACUGUUCCAAUGGCAUACCUCGGACUAGUGGUAAAAACCUGUAGGGAAGCUGCUGAAUUGAACAUACAUGAGCCUUCCCUGUCACCUUCUAGCUGAAGCCUUGCUGCUGGUGUCCAGUAAUCUUAUUUUUAAACCAGAUCUGAUUCAUGCUCUGUUUUCUAUGCCAGAUGAGGUUCUUGGUUGUGAGUAAGUGUUGUGACUGUAGCUGGCAGGAGUGCUGCAUGAUUGCCUCACUUCAGGAAAUGUUAAAAUAACACUUUUUUUUCUUAGAAAGCUCAUUUGCUCCCCUCCCACUUCUAAUUCUCCUAAUAGCUGCCCCCAGUUUGGCAGCUGUCUUACAGAGGGUUGUUUGUGUUGCUGAGUGAGAGCAGAGACAGUUCAGUGGAUGCAGUGCUGGAGGAGAGGUACACAAAGUGAGCUAGUAUCUUUAGCCAAGCUGGCUUAAACGUUUUAGAGGUUUCUCUGAAAUCUGGAAGGAAAACUGCUAAACUGUGAGAAGAAUCUUGCUCCUCCCCCUGGACUCUGCGACUGAAGUGGGGGAUUUUUUUCCUCUUGGAGAAGAGAAGCUGCCCCAACCGAAGCUGCUCAUUUGAGACAAACCAUCCAGCAGGUUUAUCUGCUCCCUGGCUGCAGGAACUCGGUGGGGCCAAGAGUGCCAGGAGCUGCUGGAAUGAGUGUCCCCCAGGGACGGACCCUGCAGGUUUUGUCUGCUGUGUUGGAUUUGCAGUCAGGCCUCCAAGGUACUCAGCAAAGCUUCAGUGGGGUUGAAGAGAGUUCUCUCCUCAAACCUGUAUCGAUGGCUGCUGUGUGCUCUGCCAGGCUAUCCGUGGGACCCUUCCUUGCUGGUGGAAAGGCAGGACAAGUUGUUGGGAUAAACAGAUGAAUGCUGUGCUCUGUAAAUGUGGCAUACAAGGCUGUGUGUGCUAAUGUUUAACUUGUCUCUUGUUUUUCUUUCCAUCCAUUAGGCAAUACUGAGUGGUGCACAUCUCGACAAAGUCUCCUAGCAACCUUUCCUGCGGGGCUGAAUGACAGCAGAAGCUGCCAGGUGAACCCAUGAGCCUGUAAGGAGGCGAAACCGGGACACACCAUGGGUCAGAAGGUCACAGGUGGGAUAAAGACUGUGGAUAUGAGGGACCCUGUGUACAGGCCGUUGAAACAGGAGCUCCAAGGACUUGACUACAGCAAACCCACACGGCUGGACUUGCUGCUGGACAUGCCUCCCGUGUCCUACGAAGUGCAGUUGUUGCACUCGUGGAACAACGACGAUCGCUCGCUGAACGUGUUCGUGAAGGAGGACGACAAACUCAUAUUUCACCGGCAUCCGGUGGCCCAGAGCACAGACGCCAUCAGGGGCAAGGUGGGGUACACCCGGGGGCUGCACGUGUGGCAGAUCACGUGGGCCAUGCGGCAGCGGGGCACCCACGCCGUGGUCGGGGUGGCCACGGCAGAUGCCCCCCUGCACUCGGUGGGGUACACGACCCUGGUGGGGAACAACCACGAGUCGUGGGGCUGGGACCUCGGCCGCAACAGACUCUACCACGACGGCAAGAACCAGCCCAGCAAAACCUACCCUGCCUUCCUGGAACCAGAUGAGACUUUCAUUGUGCCCGACUCCUUCCUGGUGGUCCUGGACAUGGAUGAUGGGACACUGAGCUUCAUUGUGGACGGGCAGUACAUGGGGGUUGCGUUCCGAGGACUCAAAGGGAAGAAGCUCUACCCGGUGGUGAGCGCGGUGUGGGGACACUGUGAGAUACGGAUGUGCUACUUGAAUGGACUCGACCCUGAACCACUGCCUUUGAUGGACUUGUGUCGGCGAGCUGUGAGGCUGGCUCUGGGCAAGGAGAGACUGACUGAGAUCCCCACACUGCCCCUGCCAGCCUCCCUCAAGAGUUACCUGCUCUACCAAUGACCUUCGUGUCCGAGGACAGAGAGCUGGAACCAAGGCAACACUCGGAGCUGACCCACUGAGCAACGGGCUCUCCACCCUCGUGUCAUCGCUACUGUUGGGACUCCUUGGCCAAAGUAUUCCUGCCACUGCUUAAGCCUCCAUGUGCCCUUAUUGGCAAGCUCCCAAGUAAUCCUUGUUUCACAACUGAGCAUUUUGUUCUCUGAAAGUCACUUCCCCAGCACAAUUACAAGAAGGGACACUCACAGAAGCUUUGUGCUUCCCUGCUUCUCCUGAGAAAAGCUGUGCUUUGUCCUUUGGGCACAAGGGCUUGGGAGUGAAUGAUUUGUCUGUACCAGCUAAAGGGAAGAACAUAAUUUGGGGAAAGGGAAGGCAUUAGGGAAGGUUAAGACUGGGUCCUAAGAAUGGAGAGGCACAAGAUGUCCAGCAGAGUUGGAAAGAGUCCGGAAUACCAAGAGGAAUUAAUUGCUGAGUUUUUAAAAACCAAAAAAAAAAUUAAAAAAAAGUACAACCCCAAGCCCUGAAACACCAAAAUUAAAACCCUUCCACCAGGACACUUGUUAAUUUGGAGAAGGAGCUUGUGUUGCUGAUGUCUGUAUCUCUGCUGGAACUUCUCACCAUGUUCUAGUGCUGUUUCACAGAUCACAAAUCCCAUGUUCUUGUUUACCACUGUUGCUUUCUCCUGCUCCAUUCUCUACUCUGCCUCUUCUUAGAGGGUUUGACUCAGUUGAUUGAGCAGUCAGGUGUCUUCACCUGCCUUCUUCCUGACUUAAAACUGCAGGUUUUAGUCUGGGAUCAGGGGGUCCUUGCUGAUGUGGGGACAGGGAAGGGACAAACUUCUGCAGCAGGGUGCAGAAGAUGGAGACCAGCUUUAUGAGCUGAGAGCUGUUACUCAGCUACAGGCCCUGUCACCUUGGGUCUGUUUUCUAACCUGUUCCAUGGUGAGGCUUUAGAGGAACAUACUGAUGUGUUUCUCUAAUGGCUCUGCCAGGGAAUUUCCUUCUUGGACAAGCUGCUUAUAUUCAUCCAAACCAGGCUUCUUUCUGUCAUAGACCAUUGGCAUAAUCUCCACUUAACUAUGCAGCAGGAAUAGUUCUCCCUGUUUCUUGCUUGAGGGGGAGGAAGUUGUCCCAGAGAAGGUGGUACCGGUGUGGGCUGCAGAAGUACCAUCAGCAGAUGAGAAAUCCAGGAGGUGAUUGCUGCAGAAUGUCACCUGUGAGACCUUGACAGAGGCCGGGGGGGUGAUCUUCAGGCACAGCAAGAAGAAACUAAACCUCUCCAGAGCUGGGGGGCAGGAGAGAACUGCAAUAAACAGGACAAGCAAUUCAGGCAAAAUCAGCACAUCCCAAAUAGAUUCUCACCUCAGUAGCCGAGUAAAGAGGAUGACACUCCUUUACUAGCAGGAGCUGCUCUCUUGACCUCUCCACAGGUUACUAUGCUGCCUUUCUGGGGUUAUUUUGCACAUUUCUUUGUCUUGAAAAAUGUUUGUGUGGUUGGUUUUUUUGCUCUUGAGUUAUUCCUUCAGUUCUGUGUAGGUACAAAUGAGUUUAGUUGUUGAAAAUGUUAAUAUAUAUAUUUGUGGUGUAUGUAUAAGAACAUGUUUUAAACAGCUGCUGUAGGGUACCUUUUUUAAAAUAAACUACUUGCAUAGUAUAUUUUUUAAAGCACAGAAUUGGUGCCAAGACUGGGUGGGGUGUGAUGUGCCCCUUUUUUAUUCUAAUAUUAUAUGAUUUUGUUUUUUCAGCGUAGGGGUUUGUACUAGUUUCUGUUGCAGGGUGGGACACAAGAAAAUUCAGUGUGUGUGGAGCCCUACUUGGUUGCCUUCAACUUGAACCAGUGUCUUCCAGAACUCCAGGGAAGUAGCUGUGUUCUCCCUACUUCUAAUGCUCUUUGUGCUCCCACGUUUCCCUCUCUUCUCACUUCACCAGGACAUUACUUUGUACAGUUUUAAAUCCUGACUAUUUUAUGACUGUAGAUAAUACUCAGUAACCUAAUAAACUUUAUUAAAUAUUG
Pipra filicauda (Wire-tailed manakin) is the source of this 16367-nucleotide messenger RNA. It is a transcript of the gene SPSB1, whose product is annotated as splA/ryanodine receptor domain and SOCS box containing 1. Gene Ontology annotation, molecular function: protein binding. The record is from RefSeq and is a predicted model, not a curated record. NCBI's taxonomy places the organism in Eukaryota, Metazoa, Chordata, Aves, Passeriformes, Pipridae. The transcript is spliced from 2 exons. Gene Ontology annotation, biological process: proteasome-mediated ubiquitin-dependent protein catabolic process. The coding region runs from base 13536 to 14357 and encodes 273 amino acids. Gene Ontology annotation, cellular component: SCF ubiquitin ligase complex.